GGCGAACCGCCAUUUUGAGCGACUCCGUCGGAAGAGGCAGAAGGCCGGGAAAUUUCUGGUUCUUAGACCAGAGAGGCCGGAUGGUGAAAUCCUCUCUCCAACGGAUACUCAAUAGCCAUUGCUUUGCCAGAGAAAAGGAAGGAAAUAAAAGAAGCUGCACCAUGCCUCUUCUGAGUAUUCCCAGUAAUAGUGAAAGUUCCAGGGUUUCUUUCAAUUGCUGUAGUAACCUGGGUCCCGGGCCUCGGUGGUGUUCCGAUGUCCCUCACCCACCCCUGAAGAUCCCAGGUGGGCGAGGGAAUAGUCAGAGGGAUCACAAUCUUUCAGCUAAUUUAUUUUAUUCUGAUAAUAGGCUGAACAUAACAGAGGAGCUUACGUCCAAUAACAGGACCAAAAUUCUUAAUGUGGAAUCCAGGCUAUCAGAUGGCAAACAAGUAGAUUGGAGAGCCGUCUUAAACAACAAUAACCUGUAUAUAGAAAUGCCAAGUGGCACACUCCCAGAUGGGAGCAAAGAUAGUUUUGCUGUUCUGUUAGAAUUUGCAGAGGAGCAACUCCAAGUCGAUCAUGUCUUCAUCUGUUUCCACAAGAACAGAGAUGAUAGAGCUGCACUUCUACGAACAUUCAGCUUUUUGGGCUUUGAGAUUGUGAGACCUGGACAUCCCCUAGUCCCUAAGAGACCAGAUGCUUGCUUCAUGGCUUACACGUUUGAAAGAGAUUCUUGUGAUGAAGAUUAGAAAUCCUGCAAUGUCCUGCAACUUUUUAGAGCUUUAUUUUCUUUAGUCAUCAAUUUAAGAUGAGUUGUGAGAAGUCUUAUCAACAUCUUCUCAGGUUUUUUUUUCCUGGUGUGGUUGUAUUUUUGCCUUGGUUAAUCUAGGCUGGAGCAGGUAGUCGGGACAAGAUGUUGAUUUUAUUUUUUCAACCCAGAUGUCUUCUGAAUUUGUUUGCAUGUUUUGGUGUUGAAUAAAUGCGCACUCCAGAUUACUGCAAUGUUGUUGGAGGUUUUAUGUGUUUUGUGAUUUCAGAUGUCUUGCUUUAAUUCUCUAAAUAAAACCUUUAAAUUUG
Messenger RNA from Pseudophryne corroboree (corroboree frog), 1059 nucleotides. It is a transcript of the gene OAZ1, whose product is annotated as ornithine decarboxylase antizyme 1. NCBI's taxonomy places the organism in Eukaryota, Metazoa, Chordata, Amphibia, Anura, Myobatrachidae. Gene Ontology annotation, molecular function: ornithine decarboxylase inhibitor activity. Gene Ontology annotation, cellular component: cytoplasm; nucleus. Gene Ontology annotation, biological process: positive regulation of protein catabolic process. The record is from RefSeq and is a predicted model, not a curated record.